Molecule: messenger RNA, 4199 nt
Organism: Papaver somniferum (opium poppy)
Lineage: Eukaryota; Viridiplantae; Streptophyta; Magnoliopsida; Ranunculales; Papaveraceae
Product: protein BREAST CANCER SUSCEPTIBILITY 2 homolog B-like
Exons: 23
Coding region: 113-3784 (1223 amino acids)
Biological process (GO): double-strand break repair via homologous recombination; regulation of DNA-templated transcription
Source: RefSeq, a predicted model, not a curated record
GUGAAAUUCAGUGAAAAUCUAAAUCGAAUUUCAAUUUUUUCCCGCCUUCUCAUUUUACCCCAAUAAAAAUGCUUGUUAGCUAGAAGUAGCUCUAAUCUCUCCAAAUAAAAAAAUGAAGACGACGCAGAGAUUACCAGCGUGGCAAAUAUUCUCCGACGACGGUAAUAGUUACCGAUGGGUUGCUCACGGUCAUGAUAAUAAUACUAGAUCUGAAGAAAAACCUAGGGUUGUGACUCAACAUGAAAAAAACCCUAAUUCUCGUCUUCCUUCGAUGCAAGAUCUCUUGUUUCAAGGAUCUUCAAAGCUGUUUCAAAGUAAUGAAUUGAACAAUGAGAGUCCACCUAUGUUUAGAACUGGAUUAGGGAAAUCUGUUGCGGUUAAGAAAUCUUCAAUUUUAAAAGCUUUGUCUGUUCUUGGCGAGGAUACUGUUCAAUACGGAGGAGGUCAAAUGCAAGGUGGAGAUAAUGGACAUAGUUUCUCAAAUACAGUUUUCCAAACUGGGUCUGGGAAAACAGCAAAUGUUUCUGUUCUUGGUGAGGAUAAUGUUUUUAAUGGACGAGGAGGUCAAAUGCAAGGUGGAAAUAAUGGACAUAGUUUCUCGAAUACAGUUUUCCAAAUCGGGUCUGGGAAAACAGUAAAUGUUUCUGUUUUUGGUGAGGAUACUAUUCUUAAUGGAGGAGGAGGUCAAACGCAAGGUGGAGGUAAUGGACAUAGUUUCUCGAAUACAGUUUUCCAAACCGGGUCUGGGAAACCAGUAAAUGUUUCUUCUGCGGGGCUUAUGAGAGCUAAGACACUUUUGGGUUUGGAUGGAGACUCUAGUCAGUUGUCAAAUAGUGAUUCAGAAGCUUGGGGAAAGUCAUUUCAGUUGGAAGAGAAAAUUGAGGGGCGUACUAAUGCGUUUGUAACUUCUAAGUCAAUUUAUACGUGUGCUACCGACUAUCCAACUGAUACAUAUAUAACAGAAGAUAAUCCGGAGAAAGAGGUACUGCCAAGUAUCUUGGCAUCUGAAAUCCACAAUUCCUCUUCUAAACCAUCAGCAAUCAAAUUCCAAACUGCAGGAGGAAGGUCUAUAUCAAUUUCCGAUGAUGCAUUGCGACGUGCUAGAAGUCUUCUUGGCGACUCAGAAAUUGAUUUGUUAAAGAAUGAAGGAAGUCUAGACACUCCAGGGUUCUCAUCAUUUGAGAAAGACAACCCAUUUAACAAGAUUCCGCUAAACAAAGAAAGUGAUCCUUCUGCACCUUGUUUGAGCCAAGCUCAUACAGUUAACAGCCACAGUUCUAACGGGAUUCUUCCCACCAAAGGGACCUAUUUGAAGCAUAAGCAGUUUCCUGCUGAUUUAGAAGCUCGGAAUCCGGGGGAUAACUUGGUUAAGCAAAUUAAUGGAAAUGGGUUGCCAUACCGAGGAAAUUGUGCUAAAGAUAGUAAUAUUAAGCCUUCAAGGAGUGAAUUCAGUUCACCCUAUAUGGUUGCUGGAAAUUCUAGGGAGAAGGAUAUUGGUUCAAGAGUGAAAAUAGUGGGAAGACCACUAAGUAAACCAUUGGUUGACAUAUCAAACAUCGUCGGCAUUGCUCCCAGGAAUGGACCCUCUGAACCUCAUGUUGCAGUCAGAAACUCUUUGACUAAGGAUAUUGGUUCAACAGUAAACACAGUGGGAGCACCGCCCAGUGGGCCAUUUAUUGAUACUCCAAAUAACAUCGGUGCUGCUUGUGGGAAUAAAAAACAAGUAACUUCUGAUAAGAGGAAACUUGGAAGUAGAAGUUCCCCCUCUCCAUUCAAAAGGCCUCGCUGUUCUCGGUUUUCCGCUCCUCUGGACAGGAAUAUUUCUUUUGUACUACCUAAUGCAACAUGUGAAAAUUCGCUUGCCAAACCAAAGUUGGAAAAAAUAGAAAACAGCGUGAAAUGCAUGAGUGCUGACCGUGCUGAGGCGUACAUGUUCCUUGAUGCUUCUAGCUUGGAUGUAAUAGGAGCAGAAGGUUUUCAUCAGAUGUUGGUUCGUUCUGGUGCUUCCAUGCUCAAUAGAGAAUGGGUUGUGAAUCACUACAAGUGGAUAAUUUGGAAAUUAGCUUGUUAUGGAAGAGGCUAUCCAGAAAAAGGUGCCAUGGAAUAUUUGACAGUGCUGAAUGUGCUUGAAGAGUUAAAGUACAGGUAUGAGAGGGAAGUAAAUCAUGCUCAUAGAUCUGCAAUAAAAAGAAUUCUGGAAGGGGAUGCUUCAGCUGCUUCAAUGGUGGUGUUAUGCAUUUCUGCUGUUCGUUUUAACCCAAACCAAGAACUUGAGGCAGGACAUGGUAUGGCUCCAGGUGAAGAAGCCAAGAAGCCAAGUAGUGUUGCAAAGAUAGAGUUAACUGAUGGAUGGUAUUCAGUAAAUGCCACUUUGGAUGUAGCGCUGACAAAUCUGCUCAUUGCUGGAAAACUGUUCGUGGGCCAAAAACUUCGGAUCUGGAGAGCAUCGUUAUGUGGAUGGGUUGCACCCACUUCACCUCUUGAGGCAUCUAAAACUGUUAGUUUACCCUUACACAUAAACGGGACAUACAGAGCACACUGGGCUGCUCGGUUGGGGUUCUGUAAGGAACUUGGACCUCCCUUGGCUUUCAGGUGUAUCAAGGCUGAUGGUGGUCUGGUGCCCAGGACACUCGUCGGAGUAACACGAGUUUAUCCUGUUCUCUAUAAGGAGAGGUUAACUGAUGUAGACUCUGUUGUGAGAUCAGAAAGGUUGGAGAACAAAGCCCGUCAACUGUACAAUGAAAGGCGGUCCACAAUUGCAGAAGGUAUUGCAUUGGAGUUGCAAAGGGAGGUCUCUAAUUCACAUGGCAAGAAUGACAGUGACAGUGAAGAAGGGGCACAAAUCUUUAAGAUCCUUGAGGGAGCUGCUGAGCCGGAUGUAUUAAUGGCAGACAUGAGCGCUGAGCAAUUAAAUUCUUUUUCUAUUUAUAAAACAAAACAAGAGGCAAUCAGGCAGUCAAAUAUGCAGAAGGUUGUUGAGAAAGCAUUAGAAGAUGCUGGACUGAAUGAGAGACUAGUCACCCCAUUUAUGAGAGUAAGGGUGGUUGGUUUAACUAGUAAAGAUUCCAAGGGGCAAAGCUGUACUAGAGAAGGCUUGAUAACAAUCUGGAGCCCAACAGAGAAGCAGCAACUUGAGCUCGUGGAAGGACAGGCAUAUAUUGUUUCAGGGCUUAAACCCCUGAAAUUAGAUUCAAAUACCCUGUACAUUCAAGCCAAUGGUUCUACCAUUAAAUGGCAGCCAUUAGCUUCCUUAGCAGCUGCAAGUUUUGAAUCAUUUUUCUCCCCUCGCAAAUCAAUCUUCUUGUCAAAUAUGGGUGAAGUUUCUCUAGCCAGUGAAUUUGAUAUUGCUGCCGUAGUUGUGUAUGUUGGAGAGUCUUACACAUCUGGCCAUCAAAAGAAGCAGUGGGUGUUUGUAACAGAUGAUUCCAUGUCAGGAUCGAAAUCGCUUGCAGAAGGUUCUUCCAAUUGUUUACUUGCUAUCAGUUUCUGCUCACCCAGUAUGGGUAAAGAUUCAUUUGCAUCGAUCAGUUACACCCUUGAAGGAUCAACUGUUGGCUUCUGUAAUCUGGUGAAGCGAGCAAAGGACCAAAUGAACAAUCUAUGGGUGGCAGAGGCAACAGAUAAUUCAGCAUAUUCCCUUUUUAAUGACCUUCCUGCUUCUUCUCACCUCAAAAUAGCUGCCACUUCUGCUUACAGAUGGGCAAAGAUCUCUUCUUCGACUAUUCAAAAGCUCAGGGAGAGGGUUCUAUUUAUUCUUGGAGAUUCUAAUCCUCCUAAUAGCUAGGAUUUGUCACAACUUAUUUGCACAAAGUGAAUCAAUUUUGAACUGGAAGUGUAAAUACAGAUUCUGGGCCGAGAACCGUUUCAAGGACAUGAGCACGGCUGUACAGGGUAAGACAAUGUGGCAGCUUGUUCAAGCAGCGGAGUCACUCGUGGUUUAUGUAAAGAAACAAACAGGCAACCCUUUACAGAGAAGCAUUCUUUCAAGACAUACUUGCAUUUGGUUAGGUCUUUCACUACUAUUGACAUGGGCAGCUGCUUCAGGGUUAGGCUUCACAUAAUUACUAACACGUAUGAUCGGGAGUCUAGUCUUUUUGUAACUUUCAGUUUUCUGCUAGCUGCAUAAUCUACUUCUGGUAGAUGUUGUAUACAUUCUCAUUCUUCAUAAUAAUAGAGGAAUUCGGCAAGCGUUAAAUGUU